Messenger RNA from Astrephomene gubernaculifera, 2795 nucleotides. Lineage: Eukaryota; Viridiplantae; Chlorophyta; Chlorophyceae; Chlamydomonadales; Astrephomenaceae. The record is from the annotation of a GenBank genome assembly.
AAGCUUUCCCUUUUGGGUUAGUUAGAAUGGCAUUCUAUUGUAAAUGAUAGCAAGCAGGGGGCCAAGUCUCGGUUUGGUGCUUGCGCCCUGCUGAGCUUGUUUGCACGCCCUAUUCCAUAAUUGGAAGGGCGGAAGGAUUGGAAAAGAAACCUACUUACGUCCCGCGCUCGUCUCGCUAGCUUUUUCACUUGAGCACCACUUUCUGGUACCAAGCAUCCACUGCGCUUAUAGACAGAAGUCAUGGAGCGCUUGAGCAAGGCGCUCGCAGCAGUUGGUAAAGUAGGCGAAGCUAUUAGCCGAACCGCGCAGUCAGCACAAGAGCUUUUGCUGGACCAGGACUUACGGAGCAAAGGUAUACAAACCGUCUUUUCCGGCGCUCAAACCAGACUCCAGGGCAUACAAAACGGUAUCGUACAGCGAGCAGGCCGGCUGGUGCUGGACAAACAGCGACAGCUGCAGUCCCUGCUGCUGACCCUGGAGGAGCGCCUCAGCUCCUCCCAGCGCGCCCAGCAGCUCCUGGCCAGCCGCAGGGCCCGAGUGGAUGUGCAGUUCGGCCGGCAGCUCUUCGCGGAUGCACCGCAGGAGGUGCGGGCUCGGCUGUGGUACGUUCUGCUGGAGAACCCGCACUUGGCGGCACCGUUGAAGUGUGAGCAGCCCGGGCCCAUUCCCAACCGCCUCUCCGACGACGACGAGGACGUGUUGGGUCACCUCGCCUCUGCCUUCAACGGCUGCAGCCUGGAGGCGCUCACGCUGGCGGCGGCAGCCGACUCGGACGACGGCGCCGUGAGCGACGGGCGCGCACGGGCCCGUGGGUCGGUGGUGGGCCUGGAAGCGGGCGGAGGCGGAGGGGGAGGAGGGAAGUUUGCGGCGGUGGCUGCGGCGGCGUUUGGGCUGGGCGGAGGGCGGACGAGCACGGGAGGGAGCUUCAGCAGCAGCCCCAGCGCCCUCUCCCUGGGCAGCCACUCCCGUCGCGAACGCGUCACCAGCACCGCCACCACCACCACCACGGCUGACGGGCCCUCCGGCUGCCUCACCACACCCCAGCAACCUUCCGGCCCCCCGCGUUCCCCCUCCCUGGCGGCCAUGGCCUCACAGCAGCAGCAGCAGCAGGCGGGGGGCUUGGCCACACCGCUGCUGGGCGGCAGGGGCGGCGAACCCCGCGCCUCCUCCUGUACUCCCACCGCCGGGGCCGCAGGAGCCGGCACCUCCGGGGCCUACGAGGACCCCUCCGACCCGGAUGGUUGGGAGCUGGUGGUCGGCAUGGGCAUGGGCAGGGAGCAGGACGGUGGGGCUGGGGGCAGCUGCGGAGGAGGAGGAGGUGGUGUAGCUGGGUCGGCCUCCUGCUCCUCCGGUGCUGGAGGGGCGGGUGCCGCCGCUCAGCCUGAGGCCUUCCGGCUCAUCAUGGAGCGGCUGGAGGCGCUGGGUCCCCUCCCGCUGGACGAGAGCGGCAGUGACCCGGUGCUGGUGGCGCAGCAGGCGGUGCUGGAGGCAAUGCUGCAGGUCCCCUGGAUGGCGGGUGUGGGGCUGCCGGCGGAUGUGGCGCCCGACAGCCGCUUCGCCAUGCUCAACGAGAUGACGGCAGGUCAGGAGGAGGUAGACGAGUCCAUCCUCCGCGACAUCCACCGCACCUUCCCCGAGCACCCCUACUUCGGGGGGGAGGCGGGGCAGCGGGCGCUGUUCAGGGUGCUCAAGGCCUACUCGCUGCAUGACCUGGAGGUGGCCUACUGCCAGGGUAUGGCCUUCAUGGCUGGCGUGCUGCUGAUGUACGUGCCGGAGGAGAUGGCGUUCCGGCUGUUCUGUCGCCUCAUGGACGCGGAGGGUCCCAACCUGCGCAGGCUGUACCUUCCAGGACUGGAGCCGCUCAAGGCCGAGCUGGCCACCUUCGAGGUGCUCCUCUCCUGGCGGCUGCCCGAGCUGGCCGCCCACCUCUCCGAGUUCGGGCUGCCUCCCGUGCUGUACGUCAGCCAGUGGCUCAUGACGCUCUUCGCCACGCCCUUCCCGCCGCCCUUCUGCGCGCGGGUGAUUGACGUGCUGCUGCAGGACGGCCACGACCGGCUGCUGCUGCGCUGCUCCUACGCCGUUAUGGAGGCGCUGGAGCCGCAGCUGCUGAGUAGGAGGGACUUCGAGGCGCUCAUUACCUACCUCAAGAUGGAGCCCGUCAGCUGGGGUCUGCACCGCCAGCGAGCCAUCAUGGAACGCGCGCUGCUGAGCCCCAUCACGGAUGAGGAGAUCGAGGUGGCGCGGGAGACCGCAGCAAACAGACAGUUCCUAGCGGCGGGGGAGGCGGCGGGGGAGGCGGGGAAUACGGCCUAUACCAGCGGCAGCGGCGGAGGCGGGAUGGCGGCGGCGGCUCCGCCGCCUUCGGUGCCGGCGGAGGCGGCGGCGCCAGCGACGGCGGCGGUGCACCGAGGGCUCACGUUUGAGCAUGAGGUGGAAGCGGCGCUUGUGGCGGCGGCGGCGGUGGCGGCUACUGCUGACGACGACGAGGGCGCCGGCGGUGUGGGUGUGGGUGCUAGGGAAAGGGCAGCGGCUACUGGGGGGAAGGGGAAGGGGUGUCAUUCGACAGGCGACGAUAUGAUAUCCUUUGAGGAGGAGGAGGGAGGACAGCUGCAACACAGCCGUCAACAAUGCCCAAGCAGCACUAAUGGUAGUAACUAUAACAACAACAACAUCAGGCAGCAACACAGCGUGAAGAACGACAGGAGUUCCUCCUCGUCUUUACUCGACGAGCCGCACGACGCGCCACACCGAGCGGGAGGCAGCAGCACCAGCGGCGGCGGCGGCGGCGGUGGAGG